Molecule: messenger RNA, 333 nt
Organism: Anisakis simplex (herring worm)
Lineage: Eukaryota; Metazoa; Nematoda; Chromadorea; Rhabditida; Anisakidae
Source: the annotation of a GenBank genome assembly
AUGUUGCAGUACGCAUUGGUGCAUAGGGACGGUGAGAAACGACAAAUACGAACUGAACAACUCGUGGUUGGUGAUAUUGUUGAGGUGAAAGGUGGUGAUCGUGUGCCGGCAGAUAUUCGCGUCAUUUCAGCUUUCGGUUUCAAGGUGGAUAACUCAUCGCUGACUGGAGAAUCAGAGCCUCAAUCGCGCUCUGCCGAAUGCACCAAUGAGAAUCCACUUGAGACUCGCAAUAUCGCUUUCUUCUCGACGAAUGCUGUCGAAGGAACUUGCAGAGGAAUUGUCAUAUACACUGGUGAUAGAACUGUAGGUCCUCAUUCGUUUUCAAGUAAAUGA